UUGUAGGGCCAACUGGGAAAAAGGAAGAAAUUAGUGUCCAUUUUGAGUGGAGAUUGUGGCGAUGAAAGAAUCAGCUAAAUUGGUAAAGGGUUGGGUUUGAUCUUUUUGUUGGCAUGGUGGCUCAAGUUAUUGUCCUAUUUCAGUUUUCCUAGUUUGCGAGGGAGAGAUAGAGAGACGGUGGGGGUAGAGAGAAACGGGGUGGAGGUAGGGGAAAGGUAGCUGGUUUUUUUUUAUAGGUUUUUUUUUCUUUUUUAAGCUAUAUUAUAAUAAAAUAAAUAAGGGUUAAAAAGUUGUUUUAUAAAAGGAUAAACAUGUCAUUAAUAUUUUUACUAAAAUGUGGGUGAAAAAUAGGAUUUUUUUUUUUUUAUAACAUUUAAUCUUUUGCAAGUACUAAGUCUCAAAACUGCUAAUUUUAAAUAGGAGGAGAGAGAUAGUUACAUUUUUUUGCUAAAGGAACUUUCUCAAAAGUGAGAUUUCCAAAAGUAGGACUCUCCAUGUACUAUGUGUUAUCUCAUGUUUUGGCAUAAUAUUUUAUAAUGUUAGCAUAGAAAUCGAUUAAAUUGUGAGAUGAAGAGAGUCCAUGAGAAGUUCUAUUUUGAGGGAGUCCCCUAAUUUUUCUUAACUAUAAAAUUGCCUGGUUUGGCGACUCCAAUUGCAACAUGUUGUCUGCGUUUGUUUCCGUAUUUAAUUUCUUCUAAGUGAAGCAAAGUUCAGAAAGAGAGAAAAUAAUGGAGAUCAGACCGCACGAUGAAGAUGAAGUGCACGGGGCAUCACGGACCGGGAGUGUAGAAUCCUUAAACAGGUUGAUCGAAAAAGACCCAGACAUUUUUCUAAGCAAAGUUCAGAAAGAGAGAAAAAAAACAAUGGAGAUCACACGGCAUGAUGAAGAUGAAGUGUACGAGGCAUCACGGACUGGGGAUGUGGAAUACUUAAACAGAUUGAUUGAAAAAGACCCAGAAAUUCUAAGGAGAAUAUCCCUGCAGACCGGGAAAACCGGAACCCCCUUGCAUGUUUCGGCUUUGCUCGGCCACGCUGAGUUUACCAAAGCCCUUUGCACUAAAAAUCCCAAACUUGCAGAGCGGGUGGACGCCGAUGGACGCACGCCCCUGCACUUGGCUUCUGCUGAGGGCCACAAGGAGACUGUCGAAGCUUUGUUAUCUGUGUAUGCUGAUGCGUGCUUGCGUUGCGAUGAAAAGGGAAGAAUCCCUCUUCACUAUGCAGCCAUGAAUGGAGAAGUUGAGGUGCUCCAGAAGUUGAUUGAUAAGAAUCCUGAGUCCAUUUAUGUCAAAGUUGAAAACAGAUCGAAAGAAACAGUUCUGCACUUGUGUAUUAAACACAACCAGUUAGAGUGCUUGAAACUGUUGGUUGAAAGGGACGACAGUAAUCGCGAGUUCCUCAACUCAAGAGCUGGCUGUGAUGGUGGUGUGACCAUCCUGCACUUAGCUUUGAUGCUAAGGCAAAUUAAGACUAUACGUUACCUACUUUCCGUUGAUGCUAUAAGAGCAGAAGCAGUUGGUGUGAAUGGGAUGUCUCUGACCAUGUCAGAUAUCUUAGAGUACAGCAGCGUUGCAAGAGAGGACUUUAGCAGAAGCUUAGAAAUUCAACAGAUUUUGAUGGACGCAGGAUUAAUCAGAAGAGAAAAUAAUGAAAAUGAUAAUCCUAACUCAGCUGUCGCCGCUGCUGCUGAUGUUGUAUCACCAAGUCCAAGAAGGGUUGAGAAGAAAUGGUGGUUCUUGACAGAAUUGAAGAAGUGGUGUUUAUAUCCGCGUGAUUGGGUGAAGGACUUACGUGGCAUGCUGAUGAUUGUGGCUACGAUGAUCUCGACCAUGACUUUUCAAGCCGUAGUCAACCCACCUGGAGGUGUUUGGGACCAUAAUGAUACAAACACUACCCUUGGUAAUAUAACAAUUUGCAGUGAAUCGAGAGUGUGUAAAGCUGGAACUGCAGUGUUAAGCUACUACGGUAAAACUCCCCACGUUGACUUCGCCAAUUUCAUAGUACUCAAUACCAUCUCGUUCACUGCUUCUGUGAGUGUCACCCUUUUGCUCGUUAGUGGACUUCCUCUCCACAAUCGGCUCUCAACGUGGCUCUUAUCGAUGUUCAUGUGCUACGCUCUCUUAUUCUUGGCAUUCACCUACCUAGCGGUGCUGUCCAUAAUCGACCCUAAAUACAAUUCUUCGGUUUCUUGGGUCCCGCCAUUCAUUAUUCUUUUGAUUGCGUGGCUGGUCAGCUGUGUACUUCACGCUACCCGGUCCGCGUCCUGGUUAGCAUCAGUUCUCAAUAAUAUGAUCGGCUCUUUUUCACGUAACGAUGCAACGCGUUUUGAAGAGAAUGAUGCGCCUGCAGUUGUAUGAUUACUCUGCCGCAGUGUAUUUGCUUGAAAAAAUAAUUAACUAGGUUAUGCACCUUGUAUGCAUGUAGCAAUUAGGGUUUAGGGUAAUGAACUAGGUCAACGACGCUUUCUGUAUCGGGGUUGGUAAUUCAAGAGUGCUGCUUAGUUAUGAUAAAUAAUCCAUCUGCUAUGCAAAUUAGAAGUGUUUGUUGUCUUUAAUUUGAUGCUGGACGGUAGCUACUUUUUUAUUAUUAUUCAUUUAUGUCAUUUGCUAUCACAUUAGCAAACUAACAACUGUUCUCAUUCUCUCUACUAGUAGUUUGUUAUUAGUUAAUACAGUAUAAAUGGCUUUCCCAAAAAAAUAAUGCAGGAGCUCUGUAAAUCAAAUAUAUAGGAAAAAAAAAAUUAAAAAAAAAAAAGAAAAAAAUAGUGGUUUUUGUCUAACUCCAUGUGAGGAUCAAAUUUUUAGUCACAAUUCACAACCCAAGAGCCCUAUAAAUCAAAUUUACAUGAAAAGAUAAAAUAAGAAAGGUAAAUUACAGUCGAGUCAAAAAGUAACAUUUAUUUGAAAAGAUUAUUAUGGAAAUAGAUAAACAAACAAUGACAUUAAAAACCAAAUUGAUAAGGCAUUCAACAAUCAACAUAACCCACGAACCCAAAAACACCAAACCAUCAAUCAUGGAUCUUUACAAAUCAUACAACCUUUUUA
This is a messenger RNA of Pyrus x bretschneideri (Chinese white pear), 3041 nucleotides long. Its product is annotated as CARD- and ANK-domain containing inflammasome adapter protein-like. Bases 729 to 2354 code for a protein of 541 amino acids. The record is from RefSeq and is a predicted model, not a curated record. NCBI's taxonomy places the organism in Eukaryota, Viridiplantae, Streptophyta, Magnoliopsida, Rosales, Rosaceae. Gene Ontology annotation, molecular function: protein binding. The transcript is spliced from 2 exons.